GCGUGGCAGAAAAGUUGCGAGCGGUGCGUGUGAGAGAGCGAUGGCGAGGACGACAGAAGACCAGUUGGCCUGACCCACGUGCAAGUUUAUUCUUGGAUAGCAUGGCCAAGAUGGCGUCAUGCGGUUUCGAGUCGUGGGUUUUGCCACCGUCCGUGCCAUAUCGACGGGCGUCGAACGGAGCGUUGGAGAGGCUCAACGGACUGACCGCUCCUCUACUCGUAAAGGGCCACCGUGACACUGCCAUUGUAGCGCCAUCGAGUGACUCGAGAAUUCCAAUCUUGUCACGUUGGCGCCAUGGCCGACCCGUCUGCGUCGUCCUUUAUCGACGACGUGGCCACGAUUGUGUGCCAGCCAGGGCCGUCCACCGAUGCCAACCCAAAUCAUCAUCUCGCAAGUGCCAAGCAACUCAACCAACACCACGAUGACAAGCAACGAGCUGCAGUGUACCCUCGCCGCACCGUACUACCUGCAGGGUUCUGGACCCGAGUCGUCAACCCCGUAGACGUGCCUUCCUCGACGUCAUCCACACACCCCACGCAGAUCAAUUCCAUUGUGCCUCCGCUUGCCGAUGCUGUGCUCACGCUAGAGACGAAGGACACGCGUCGAAGCAUGGUCGAGGUUGAGGAGGAAGAUGGGGCAUCUGCCAUCCUGUACGACUACCCUCCGACUGAGUUGUCCAGCCUGUGGACAAUGCAAGGCGAUGGCGUGAAGGCCACGACAGCACAAGAUCCGAUUCUACCUCCUUCCGCCGCCACCGUUGUCGUUCACGGCUGGGUGGAGUCGUACGGCGAAGAUUCUGGGAUUUCUGACGGCGACGGCCACCCCGCCACACCAACGUCCGCCGGCGUCGACGCCGCCAUGUUGCACUUCGUCGACUCGAACGUUGACGAGAAAGAUGCCGAGAUCGAGCGCCUGACCAAACAAAACGUGUUUCUCGUGCAGUUGCUGCGCAAAGUGACGGCCAAAGUGAUGAAGAAUCGAACAGACUUGGCAUUCUAUCGCAAGAAACUUCGAGACGCCAUGCGACCUGUCCCGAAGCCAGCUACGGCCGACAUCUCGAUCCAGACAAGUGACGACGAGCCCCUGCCUUUCAACCGCGAUCGCAAUCCAGUGGAUGCAGCUGGUCAUCAAAUUGAGUCUCUCACGUGGCAGCUCAAGGUCGCGUCGGCCAAGAUCCAUUCGCUCACCACGUGUCUGGACGAAGCAAAAGCACGAUUGGAAGCGAAUUCGACAUCGACUUGCGCAUUGACGGGUCAGUACGAAGCGGAAGCAGCCAAGUGGAAGGCACAACUAACGAAUGCGCAAGCACAAGCAUCGGCCCAUCGGACAUCGCUUGUGAAACAAGAAGCGUUGUCGAGUGUGUUGUGCGAGUACGUGGGCCGCUGCGGCGUUCCCAUUGACCCAUCGAUGGAUGCCAAGGCCGCCGAGGCGCUCUUACAGCCACACACAGUCGUGCGCCGGACUCACUUGGCUGCCGCCGACAGCAUGUACGACCGACUGACGGACAGCAUGGCACGAGAACUUACGUUUUUGUCGAAACUGGACGCGCUCGACCCCACAGACAUGGCAUCGUGCCAAAAUCUGUGCAAGCAACCCAUUCAAAAGACGUCGCGGUGGCACGUCGAACGAAGAUAAAGGCCUGUUACACAACUUGGUCAUGGCGUGGAGUUUGUAAAUGGUCGUAGCAGGGGCGGAGUGUGUUGGAGAUGCAAUUCUGGGCGUCCGACCUAGAUGAGGUUGGACUGGUUGUUGUGGUCCUGUGCGGCGUAACAUCGGUCGCAUAUUCGAGCCACGUCAUGGGCACUCCCACCAACCACACGGCCUUUGUGCUUGGUGUGC
Molecule: messenger RNA, 1839 nt
Organism: Aphanomyces invadans
Lineage: Eukaryota; Oomycota; Saprolegniomycetes; Saprolegniales; Verrucalvaceae
Exons: 2
Coding region: 295-1635 (446 amino acids)
Source: RefSeq, a predicted model, not a curated record